AUGCGUCUUGCUCAGCCAGACUUGCAGACGCCUGAGCAAAUCGUGUCGUUUCUGGAGAGUUCUUCUCGUAGAAACUCUCGGUCUUUGUUUGUUUCUCCGCGGUAUUCGCUGUCUGCUUCGACUGAUGCAAAUUCUACUGCAAAUCUGUCUGUAUCAACCGAGCCUCCAGGUGCUCUGCUUAUUGCUGCAAAAGCAUACAUGAAGCUGAAUUGUCUGGAAGAAGCUGCAGGAUGUCUUACCAAACAUGUUGCUAUAGCUUCAACUGCUGCAGAGGGACUAGUUUUACUUGCUCGAGUAUAUCAGCAAAAAGGAGAUCUUGCAUUGGCAAAAGUCACUUGUUCAAAAUUGGUCGAUUUAUCAGAUUCCAAUAGCCAAUUGACAAACGCUAUAGAGCUGUUUGUUGAGCUUUUAAAGGAAACAGGCGAUUUGGAAAUAUUAGAUUCAAUCAUGUCUAUCAUUGUCAGGCUUUGCUCAAUUUUCAAAGAAGGAAGAAUGAACACUCCACCUUUUACUGCAAUUAAAGAUCUAUUGGAGUAUCUUGUCAAUCUUGAUCCAGUGAAAAAAUCCACACUGAAUUGUGAUGCCUUGCUAAAGGAAAUUGUAUUUCUUUCUUCUCUGAAUGGUUUUGCUUCAUCGCCUAUAAUACAUAUUGCGUUGUUGAAAUACUACACCGCACAAAAGGAUAUACAAAGGAUGUAUGCAUUAAUUGAAGCAAACAAUAGUUUAAUGCGAUAUUGCAAAGAUUGGCUAUUCGCAGCAAAGAGUUCUCUUGCUCUCAUCUCACACCAAAUUGAAAAGAAACCGUUUCAACAUUCGGUAUCUCUUCGCCAGAUUGAAUUGCAGCUAGACAUUGUAUUUCACUUAAUUCACACACUUGUCAAAAACAUUGAGACGACCGAGUUACCGAGUGAUUUAUUUGAAGAGUAUGCUCAGCUUAUUGAGGAGUCUGACUCGAUGCUGACGAAUUUGAAGUCAUUCUCAAGCCAGCAAGAAUGGGCACAUAUGCGAAUGGAACACCUUGCUCGACUUUACUUUUUAAAAGGAUUGUCUUUACUUUGGAGACUGCCUUCAUCAAACAACGAUGCUCUAUUUUAUCAGGAUUUGAGAGAUACACCAGCAGAUACGAAUCUACACUUUGAUAUUAUGAGAAUGCUACUACUUAGUUUGUCAGAUGCACCAUCAACCUUGCCAAAAUAUCGAAAUGUUGCUCGUAUAAUUCAAGCAGUUCAUCUAGUUGCUGCAUUUAGGGUUUUAGAAACCGAUGAUGAACCUUUUUCCAAAACCAUUAUUUCUAAAAUUUCACCUAAUCCGCUUGAUAUUGGUGAUGUUUGUUCAUCUGUACUCAAAAAUCAUACGUGGCUGAGCAGCUCAUUCAAUGAAAUGACUACUGAAGGUAUCUUGGAGAAUCCAUGGGAUUUGGAACUGUUUAUAACGGUUGCUUCUUGGAACCUUUACAACAAUAACCUUCGAAAGUUUUUACGCCUGCUUUUUCCAAGAAUGCUUGAAGAGUCUGUUUUUUCAUCUCCAGAAAAAGUUACUAGACAAAACAGUAGAACGAUAGCAACUAUUGCUGACAUGGAAGUUUUUAUGAUAAUUAUGUGUCUUGAGCGACGUAUCCACGAGCAACUUUCUAAACGCAAUAAUACUGCCUCAAAUCCUAUAUCUAAGAUCAAGACAGGCUUUAUGUUUAUAUGUCGACCACUGGGAAUCGCAACGCAAUUUUGGAUGCGUAUGCUUGUGCUGUUUGGCAAGGCAUGUCCAAGUGCCGAAGCAAAUUAUUUUUCUACGAUUGCGCUAACUGAGCUCCAGUCGAAUGUUAUUCUUACAGAACUUCAUGGUAGAUUACAAGCACAUACUGAACACAUGGGCAUUUUAUUUGGCAGUAUAGGUGUUAUUCUUGCUGAACUGGGCCAUAGCUGUCUAGUGAAUACUUUUGAAAGAGCAAGAAGAUUUUUGAAGCUGUCUAAAUCCAAAGAAAUAGUCUACGAACCGCACGGUUUUGAACAUAGUUUGAUCAACUCGUGUUUUCGUGGUGAAUGCAUCAAAGCGAGUGUAUUAAAAGACAUACUUGGUAUUUCAGACCAAUUGGUGAUUGAUACUGAGGCGUCAUUAGAGACACGAUCAGGCACAACACUAUACACGGAUAGCUCUGAUACUAAACUGGCUUCAUCUACUACACCAAGUAAAAACCUAUUUUCAAAAAAACCAGCGCAUACAGCAGACUAUAGUCUGACAUCCGAGCCAUCUCCUGAUAAACAGCCUCAGCCACAAAAAACCAUACAAGAAAAUCCAUCGAGUUGUCAGCCAUCUAUUGUAUCUAAACGAAUUGCUCGUCAGCUUGCAUUAUUGAAACAUACUCAGUCAUGAGCGUGUUUCAACAAAACAGCGACUGAGAAUCUAGAUAACCUUUUACAUUCAGUGUAACCCCACAUUCACCACAAGCCAUGUCACUUUCAUCAGAUUAUUGAUUGCAUAUAAUCUAGUAUUUGGAAAGCAUAUUUUUGUAAAACUGGCUGAAUCAUACAAGUCUACUCAUCUUUCAACACAUGAAUAUCAAGCCUAUUUUUCUUUUUUUCAAACCAAGACAAGGAUUUAAAGCUUAAAUAGCAAUUUAAUUCUGAUUGAUGAAACAAAUGAAAUAUUUUGUGAACAAU
Batrachochytrium dendrobatidis JAM81 is the source of this 2654-nucleotide messenger RNA. RefSeq lists its product as uncharacterized. The record is from RefSeq and is a predicted model, not a curated record. Gene Ontology annotation, molecular function: protein binding. Bases 1 to 2367 code for a protein of 788 amino acids. NCBI's taxonomy places the organism in Eukaryota, Fungi, Chytridiomycota, Chytridiomycetes, Rhizophydiales. The transcript is spliced from 12 exons.